Molecule: messenger RNA, 472 nt
Organism: Owenia fusiformis
Lineage: Eukaryota; Metazoa; Annelida; Polychaeta; Sabellida; Oweniidae
Source: the annotation of a GenBank genome assembly
CAGCUGCUAACAAUGAGCUGCGACACAAAGGAAGGUUACCACAUUGUCUUGGAUGCCAUGACAAGAAUGAGAGCAGAAUACAGUGAACCAGUUAGAUUCAAACUGCUUGUAGGAAUGCUACAAAGCAAAGGCCCAAUCUAUGUGCCUUUCCAGGUCAGAUCUUAGAUUUUGUGACUUUUUGAAACAAUCAUAUUAUUACACACAAUGUUUGAGUUCCUAUUCCUACCGACAUGUUUCCUUAGACGAUCCUUUAUUUUUCCACGUCCAAAUACUCAUAGGAACUAAUAUGAUGAUUUGGCUAAACAAUUUCCAACCAUCUCUCAAAAUAGUAAAACCUAAAGCCCAUCCUUUACAGGCUGUAUGUAUGAAGUUCCUAAACACACUGGUGUCUAUGACAGAGGGGGCUAAUGCCACAGUAUUCCUACAACAAGAGAUGACUCACGCAGGAUUUGAAUUAGAUGUCUUACAAAAG